AUGGCGACCAACCGACACUCAGCGGCUCAGCAGCUGCUCCCGGGGCCCGGCCAGGCCGCCUCCUCCUCCUCCAGCGCCGUCGCCUCGGGGCCCGCAGCCACGGCCUCCAGCUCGGCCUCCCCCGCGCCCUCCUCCUCCUCGGCGGGGAGCAGCAGCCGCGGGCCCGGUAGGGCGGCCGGCGCUGGGGCAGCGGGAGCGGGAGGCGGCCGUAGGCGGCCUCUGCUCAACGGCCUCGUCAACUCGUACGAGGACAAGAGCAACGACUUCGUCUGCCCUAUCUGUUUUGACAUGAUUGAGGAGGCCCACAUGACGAAGUGUGGCCACAGCUUUUGUUAUAAGUGUAUCCGGCAGAGUCUAGAGGUCAGCAACAGAUGCCCAAAGUGCAACUAUGUGAUCGACAACAUAGACCAGCUUUACCCCAACUUUCUAGUUAAUGAGCUCAUCCUCAAGCAGAAGCAGAGAUCAGAUGAGAAGCGGCUGAAGCUGGAACAUCCAAAUGGCCACAGGUGGCAAGCGAUUCAGGAUGUGCUGAUCACAGACCAGGACAGUCUGGAUCUGGCUAACGUUAACCUCAUGCUGGAUUUCAUCAUGCAGAAGAAGCAGCAGCUGGAGAUGGAAUCACAAGCAGCCCAGUUGCAAAUUCUAAUGGAGUUUCUUCAGGAAGCAAAGAGGAAUAAAAAAGAGCAACUGGACCAAUUGCAGAAAGAGCUUAAUGUUCUUGAAGAGGACAUCAAGCGAGUAGAGGGGCUGAUAUUCACUGAGAGGACUGGCCUGCACUCUCCCAUCAGUGAGCUGAUCCCCCAACAGAACUUGGACAGCACAGUGCCACAGUUUGAAGCUCCAUCCCCAUCACACAGCAGUAUUAUUGACUCCACCGAGUAUAACCAGCCCCGGGGGUUCAGUGGGAGUUCCCAGGGAAAGAGACAGACAUGGUAUAACAACACACUGGCGUCCCGGCGGAAACGCUUGACUGCGCACUUCGAGGACCUGGAACAGUGUUAUUUCUCCACCAGACUCUCUCGUAUCUCUGAUGAGACUAGAUCAGCAAAUCAACUGGAGGAGUUUCGGGAAUGUCUGUCGAAGUUUACACGGUACAGCUCAGUCAGGCCGCUCGCCACUCUGUCCUACGCCAACGACCUGUAUAAUGGAUCCAGCAUCGUGUCAAGUAUUGAAUUUGACCGAGAUUGCGAUUUCUUUGCUAUCGCUGGGGUGACGAAGCGGAUUAAAGUGUUUGAAUACGGCAAUGUGAUCCAGGACGCAGUGGACAUCCACUAUCCAGUCAACGAGAUGACCUGUAACUCGAAAAUCAGCUGUAUCAGCUGGAGUAGUUACCAUAAGAACCUCUUAGCCAGCAGUGACUAUGAAGGUACAGUCAUCCUGUGGGACGGAUUCACCGGACAGAGAUCCAAAGUGUAUCAGGAGCAUGAGAAGAGAUGUUGGAGUGUAGAUUUCAAUCUAAUGGACCCCAAACUCCUAGCUUCUGGGUCUGAUGACGCUAAAGUGAAGCUGUGGUCCACAAACCUGGAUAACUCAGUGGCGAGUAUCGAAGCCAAGGCCAACGUUUGCUGUGUUAAAUUUAGUCCCACUUCAAUGUACCACCUCGCCUUUGGCUGUGCAGACCACUGUGUCCACUACUAUGAUCUUCGAAACACUAAGCAACCAAUCAUGGUGUUCAAAGGACAUCGGAAGGCUGUGUCUUACGCAAAGUUUGUGAGUGGAGAAGAGAUUGUAUCAGCCUCCACGGACAGCCAGCUAAAGCUCUGGAAUGUCAAUAAACCUCACUGCUUAAGAUCAUUUAAAGGACAUAUCAACGAGAAGAACUUUGUGGGCUUGGCAUCCAAUGGGGAUUAUAUUGCCUGUGGCAGUGAAAACAAUUCUCUUUACCUCUACUACAAGGGUCUGUCGAAAACGCUGCUAACCUUCAAGUUUGAUACAGUGAAAAGCGUGUUGGACAAGGAGAAAAAGGAGGAUGAUACCAACGAGUUUGUUAGUGCCGUGUGCUGGAGGGCUUUACCGGACGGGGAAUCAAAUGUACUAAUUGCUGCAAACAGCCAAGGCACAAUAAAGGUGCUGGAGCUGGUAUGAGGAGUGGAUCACUGCGAGCGUGUGAGUGUCGACACAGAGACUUCCUCCUGGGAUACGUUCAAUCCCCUCGCCUGGUAACGCUCCCUCCCAGAUACCCUCUCAAUGUGGCUCUGCACCAGCACAGCACAGUCCAAGCUAACACUGCAGUGUGGCUCGCCUGGUAACCUUCCCUCCCAGAUACCCUCUCAAUCAUGGCUUCGUACCAUCACAGGACAGUACAGUACAGGCCAACACUGCAGUGUGGAGGGAAAGCGGAGAGAGAUUGAUGCUCCUUGGUCCAGACUUUUCACAGACUCUGACUCUUUACGAACUCUCAACCAUUGGAAAUCUUUUUUUUAAACAAACAAA
Messenger RNA from Callorhinchus milii (elephant shark), 2433 nucleotides. RefSeq names its product COP1 E3 ubiquitin ligase (gene cop1). The coding region runs from base 1 to 2085 and encodes 694 amino acids. NCBI's taxonomy places the organism in Eukaryota, Metazoa, Chordata, Chondrichthyes, Chimaeriformes, Callorhinchidae. The transcript has 20 exons. Gene Ontology annotation, biological process: proteasome-mediated ubiquitin-dependent protein catabolic process. Gene Ontology annotation, molecular function: ubiquitin protein ligase activity; protein binding. The record is from RefSeq and is a predicted model, not a curated record.